Molecule: messenger RNA, 1448 nt
Organism: Podarcis raffonei (Aeolian wall lizard)
Lineage: Eukaryota; Metazoa; Chordata; Lepidosauria; Squamata; Lacertidae
Gene: GMNC
Product: geminin coiled-coil domain containing
Exons: 5
Coding region: 81-1118 (345 amino acids)
Biological process (GO): negative regulation of DNA replication; negative regulation of cell cycle
Cellular component (GO): nucleus
Source: RefSeq, a predicted model, not a curated record
GGGCUGCCGGCUGGAGAAGGCUCCCCGGAGUUGGAAGGGGAGGGCGGGGGGACGACCGGAUCCCGACCCCAACCUGCCAGAUGAGCAGCGCCGCGCCCUGCCCAGAGCUGCCGCCGGCCUUCGCGGGGGGCCCCGUCUGCGCCCGCCCCUGGGCCCACUCGACGUCAGCGGCGGCAAAGGUUGCCCCGGAGACGUGGCUCGACGCCGUCUGGACCGCCGCGGGACUCCUGGAGGACGACGAGGCACCGGGAGGCAGCAGCAGCAGCACCGCCGCCGAUCAGUUCUGCAAUUUGGGCAUCUCCCUCCAAGACGAUGCAGAAUCUGGAGACCAGCUCUCCAUGCAACUCUACAGGAACAAACAGCUUCAAGACACCCUCUUGCAGAAGGAGGAAGAGUUGGCCAGGUUGCAGGAGGAGAACAACCACCUCAGGCAGUUCCUGAACUCAGCUCUGGUCAAGCAGUUAGAGGAGAAAACCAAGAAGCUGCUGCGGCAGAGCGGCCAGAAAUCUCGCAGCCCUCUCCAGAGUGGCAAGCGGAGGCUGAGAGCAGAAGGCCUCCCCCUUCCUCGCGAGGCGUCCCACCCGCAGAAGGCCAGGCGGAACCUGCUGGGCUCUUUCUCCGCCUGCGAAGAGCCACGCGACCCCCACGUGGACACCUGGGUCCUCCGGACGCUGGGCCUCAAAGACCUUGACACGAUUGACGAGUCGCCUGCUUCAGCUAACUACAGUGCCUUGACCCCGGAGCUUCCUCUGGGCUCUUUCAUUGGGGACCCACCCGAGGCAACGAACUUUGGGUGCAAUGACAGCCAGCCAGCUGUUUACAGGUGUGCCACUUUGCUGUCCGCAGACAGGACGAGCGGCAUGAGAGAAGAGCCUUUGGGUCAUGCACCCGACCCAUCUUGCCAUUUCUUACUGCCUGAGAAUAAUUACCCUCCACUGCCUUGUGGGCUGCCCUGCUGGUUGGACGCCUCUCCCAGCCCAACGGAGGUGGCUUUCACCACCUCCUUGAGCCCCCACUGCAACGUCAAAACGCACACCUUCCGCCAGGGACAGGCUUUCGUGCGCCGGGAUGAGGAUGGAGGGUGGAAGCUGACUUGGGUACCCAAGCAGCCUGAGUGAAGGAUCUCUUCCCUGUCCAUCCCCCAAACCCCAAACCCACCUCAGCACUGCCAGGAAAACAAUGUGUUUACAAAUUAAGAGUGAUAAAAAAUAUUAAAGGCCCUAUUGCAUUUCUAUUGAGAAUGGGAGGGCCUGGGAUUAUCGUUGCUACUGCUAGUCUGAGACGUAGCUGUGGAAAUCUAGCUCACUGUCCAGAGGCAAAUUGCAGCCACCCAUCUAUGGAUCAAGGCUGAUUGAUGCGGACAGUCAAACCACGAGCAGUGAGCAGGUGGACCGCAGGCAGGUGAUGCUCUGUGCAAGUUUGCAAAGCUACAUGACUCCUGCCGGAAA